CGCACGCAACCCAGCCUGCGACGUCGCUCCCAUGGCAACCCAAGAGCCUGCAUUUCCCGGCCCAUCUCCGAGUUCGCAGUCCUAAUUUUAGGCUGGGCCUACGCUGAGCCCACGGCACUGGGGCCGCCAAGCCACGAUGGCCAGUGAAACUCUAUGGGAAAUUGCAAGAGCUGAAGUAGAAAAAAGUGGAAGUGAAGGUGAUGGAGCUGAAAUUGGAGAAAAAUCCAUUUUCUUCAUUGGUAGUAAAAAUGGGGGAAAGACUACCAUUAUUCUGAGGUGUCUUGACAGGGAAGAGCCACCAAAACCAACCUUAGCUUUGGAAUAUACAUAUGGAAGAAGAGCAAAAGGGCAUAACAUACCAAAAGAUAUUGCUCACUUUUGGGAACUAGGUGGCGGAACCUCGUUAUUGGACUUAAUCAGCAUACCCAUCACAAGUGACACUUUACGGACAUUUUCUAUAGUUCUUGUUUUGGACCUUUCAAAACCUAAUGACCUUUGGCCUACCAUGGAAAAUCUGUUGCAAGCCACAAAAAGCCAUGUAGAUAAAGUGAUAAUGAAACUGGGGAAGACAAAUUCUAAAGCAGCUUCUGAAAUGAGACAGAAGAUACGGAGUAAUAUGCAGAAGGACCAUCCAGACCGUGAAUUAAUUGACCCAUUUCUAAUACCUCUGGUCAUAAUUGGAACUAAAUAUGAUAUCUUUCAGGAUUUUGACUCUGAGAAGAGAAAGGUAAUAUGCAAGACACUUCGAUUUGUUGCACAUUAUUAUGGAGCAUCAUUAAUGUUUACCAGUAAAUCAGAAGCUCUAUUACUAAAAAUCCGUGGAGUUAUCAACCAGUUGGCAUUUGGAAUUGACAAAAGCAAAUCAAUAUGUGUGGAUCAGAAUAAACCACUGUUUAUCACAGCAGGAUUGGAUUCCUUAAGUCAUAUAGGAUCUCCUCCUGUUCCUGGUAAUGACAUCAGAAAGCUUCAUGCAAAUUCACCAAUGGAGUUGUGGAAAAAAGUGUAUGAAAAGCUCUUUCCACCAAAGAGUAUCAACACGCUAAAAGAUAUCAAGGACCCUGCAAGAGACCCUCAGUACGCUGAAAGUGAAGUUGAUGAAAUGAGAAUUCAGAAGGAUCAGGAACUGGAACAGUACAAAAGAAGUUCUUCAAUGUCUUGGAAACAAAUUGAACUUGAUUCUUGAA
This is a messenger RNA of Manis pentadactyla (Chinese pangolin), 1184 nucleotides long. It is a transcript of the gene DYNC2LI1, whose product is annotated as dynein cytoplasmic 2 light intermediate chain 1. The transcript has 13 exons. Gene Ontology annotation, biological process: intraciliary transport involved in cilium assembly; intraciliary retrograde transport. Gene Ontology annotation, molecular function: dynein heavy chain binding. The coding region runs from base 137 to 1183 and encodes 348 amino acids. The record is from RefSeq and is a predicted model, not a curated record. Gene Ontology annotation, cellular component: axoneme; ciliary basal body; cytoplasmic dynein complex. Lineage: Eukaryota; Metazoa; Chordata; Mammalia; Pholidota; Manidae.